Molecule: messenger RNA, 702 nt
Organism: Plasmopara halstedii
Lineage: Eukaryota; Oomycota; Peronosporomycetes; Peronosporales; Peronosporaceae
Product: Protease inhibitor protein
Exons: 3
Coding region: 1-702 (233 amino acids)
Source: RefSeq, a predicted model, not a curated record
AUGCUCGCUGCUCUUACCUUCUUGCUCACGUCUCAUGCCUUUGCAGCGGCAAGCGAUGUCAUGACCAUCGGCAUGACAGGCAGUUGGAGUCCGGCGGAAAUAACUUCAAACGCGACAGAUCUGCUGACGACCGCGCUCAAAGGCGAUAGGUAUGACAGCUCAGUGGGCGAAAAACGAGUGUGCUACACGGAAGUGACGUCGCUGGAGACGCAGGUGGUUGCUGGCACCAAUUACCGCUUUCACAUGGAUGGAUGCGAAGUCACGAAUUCAGAAGGAGUGUGCUCGGAGUCAACUCUUACGUCCUGUGAUCCGUCUGGCUUUGUGGUGCAGAUCUUUGAGCAGACGUGGACCUCCACGUUGAAGGUCACGUGUAUCAAGCCGGAGGAAUCAUCGGAUUUCUCGUCACUGGCAAAAGGCCAAGAUUCGUUGUCGAAACAAAAAAUGUCGGAGGAAGAGAAAAAGGCGAUAGAGGCAUGGAUCCUUGCUAAUGGUCUGAAUAAAUACGGAGAUGCAGCCACGAGGAUCUAUUUAGGAGGAACCCCUUUGUUUGACGAAAAGACAGGUGCUACGAAAGAUCGUUAUGACUACAUUCUGAGCAAACAUCCCGACCGUCCUUGGCAGACAACUGGGGUGAAGGCCAACCUUUUGGCGAUUGAUAAAACGGAAGAAACCGUGGAUGCGACGAACGAUGAGACAAGGUAA